Didymodactylos carnosus is the source of this 1242-nucleotide messenger RNA. Lineage: Eukaryota; Metazoa; Rotifera; Eurotatoria; Philodinida; Philodinidae. The record is from the annotation of a GenBank genome assembly.
AUGUUAUUCGUAAUGUUCUUUUUAAUUCAUCUCUAUCCCGUAAACAGUCUUUAUUGUAAAUUACCUUGUGAAUAUGAAUUAGAUAUUAAUGGAACAACAUUUAACGAUAAAAUAAACUGCCAUGAUUUAACAGACCAGUAUUCACAGUGUAUUGUCCAAAUAAUUUUUAAGUAUGGAUUAGUACAGGGACUAACGCCGAUCCCACCAUCAAUAAAAAUUCAAUAUAUUUCUAAUACUAAAACACCAAAUGAACCAUCAAACAUAAACAUAUAUCAUCAAUUACAAACUCAUGUGGAAUUUACAGAUACUGAUGAUAAUAAUGCAAUGUUGACUACUAUUACGAUAAACUUUGCAUGCAAAGAUGGCGAUAAAUGUGAUGAAAACUAUGUUAAAUCGAUGUUACCAAUUUCAUUAAAUAAUGAAAAAACAUAUAAAUCGUUUAAAGUAAAUAUAAGUCGAACGAUUUUUUUGGCAGAGAAUUAUUUUGAAAAUGAUAAUAUACGAUGUUAUACUUUUUCAUCAAAGAGACCAUCGCAAUCUGAAAUGUCAAAUUUAAGUCGUGUAGUUUUUAAUAAUAAUCAGCCACCAGAAACCAUAAUUGCAAACCCAUCAGAAACUACGACUGUAAAACCAUCAGAAACUACAACUACAGACCCAUCAGAAACUACAACUGCAGACCCAUCAGAAACUACAACUGCAAACCCAUCAGAAACUUCAACUGCAAACCCAUCAGAAACUUCAACUGCAAACCCAUCAGAAACUACAACUGCAAACCCAUCAGAAACUACAACUGCAGACCCAUCAGAAACUACAACUGCAGACCCAUCAGAAACUACAACUGCAGACCCAUCAGAAACUUCAACUGUAAAACCAUCAGAAACUACGACUGCAAACCCAUCAGAAACUACAACUGCAAACCCAUCAGAAACUUCAACUGCAAAACCAUCAGAAACUACAACUGCAAACCCAUUAGAAACUACAACUGUAAAACCAUCAGAAACUAUGACUGCAAACCCAUCAGAAACUUCAACUGCAAAACCAUCAGAAACUACAACUGCAAACCCAUUAGAAACUACACCUGUAAAACCAUCAGAAACUACGACUGCAAACCCAUCAGAAACUUCAACUGCAAAACCGUCAGAAACUACAACUGUAAAACCAUCAGAAACUACCGCUACAGAAUCCUCAAUAAAUACAACUGCAGAAACGACGACGAACUAUGUCGUAACGUCAGCCAAGUAA